Molecule: messenger RNA, 903 nt
Organism: Kazachstania africana CBS 2517
Lineage: Eukaryota; Fungi; Ascomycota; Saccharomycetes; Saccharomycetales; Saccharomycetaceae
Gene: TRS31
Product: TRAPP subunit TRS31
Exons: 1
Coding region: 1-903 (300 amino acids)
Biological process (GO): endoplasmic reticulum to Golgi vesicle-mediated transport
Cellular component (GO): TRAPPI protein complex; TRAPPII protein complex; TRAPPIII protein complex
Source: RefSeq, a predicted model, not a curated record
AUGUCUACAGACAACAUCAUAUAUCCUAGUACGUCAGAUGAUUCAUUCAAAAGGCCAAAUCACGGCUAUGAUUAUACUAAAGGAGCUAAAAGUCAUACUACCAUCGAAUCUUCUUCUAUAAACUACCCUACAAAAAUCUACAAUGAUUCAUUGGUAGCAAAUAGGAAGGAAGUCUCACUCUCCUCAAUGGCAUUCCUUUUCCAACAGAUGAUCAUUCAUUUCCAUAAGGAUAGUAAAACAGUACAUGAAUUUGAAGAAAAAUUGCUCACAAAUGGCUUCCAAAUCGGUUCGAAACUGCUAGAAUUAUUGAACUUUAGGUCAUCAAUAAACCCCACCAAUUCUUCAAGAACUUCGACAUUUCUAUCAUCAAAUACAAAUUUGCCAACACCUAAGAUGCAAUCGCAGACAAGCUACGAUACUACUUCUGGUAACUCUUCAAUCCCAUCAAAUAAUGCCGUUAUAUCGAAGACUACAACUCAGAACACAAUAAGUAACCAAGAAGCUGCUUCUACAAGUCAUUAUUCUUCAAUAGCAAAUACAAUAAAUAAAAUGAAACGUCGUGAUUUGAAGAUUCUAGACAUUUUACAAUUCAUUCAUGGUACUCUCUGGUCUUACCUUUUCAAUCAUGUAUCUGACGACUUGGUUAAAUCAUCUGAACGUAAUAACGAGUACAUGAUAAUUGACAACAAUCCAGUCCUUACGCAGUUUAUAAACAACAACAUAAAAAAUUCGUGCAAUUAUUUCAUGUGUGGGAUUAUUAAUGGAUUCUUGAACAAUGCUGCAUUUAUUUGUAAAGUAACGCCCCAUCGUAUGCCAACAGAGAAUAGCGAUGAAAGAAUCGUUUACUUAAUCAAAUUCGACAGUCAAGUUUUGGAAAGAGAAAACCUGAGAUUCAGUAGUUAG